Messenger RNA from Suillus plorans, 1934 nucleotides. RefSeq names its product acetyl-coenzyme A transporter 1-domain-containing protein. Lineage: Eukaryota; Fungi; Basidiomycota; Agaricomycetes; Boletales; Suillaceae. Gene Ontology annotation, cellular component: membrane. The record is from RefSeq and is a predicted model, not a curated record. Gene Ontology annotation, molecular function: acetyl-CoA transmembrane transporter activity. The coding region runs from base 1 to 1752 and encodes 583 amino acids. The transcript is spliced from 15 exons.
AUGUCUGCUACCCGGAAUAACUCUCCUUCAGAAGAUCCUCAUAGCUUGCGCCACAGGUCCAGCAACGCUAACGUCGUCGUGGAGGCCCGGGACUACACCAGUCAAAUUGACAUGUCUCCACUACAGCCUUUUCACAAAAAAGCCAUCUCAUCCUCCUUGGACGGAAUUCGAAUACUGCCUCGCGUGCCUACGGUAUCACCUUCAAACCUCGAAGAUGUCGAGCUAAGUUUGUUGUCCGAAGAGGAGCGGAUAAGUGCUGGGCGAAACCUCCAAGAUGGUGACGCGCGUUCUUCUGCAGGUGGUGCGAAAACAAUUGCUAUGUCUUCUAGAGACAAAAAGGCAAUGACCCUCUUGAUCAUUCUUUAUUUAAUCCAAGGAGUUCCUCUUGGCCUUGCCCUUGGUUCUGUCCCGUUCAUUCUCCGAGAACAUCUAUCAUAUUCACAACUUGGCGUGUUCGCAUUAUCUAGCUACCCAUAUUCGCUCAAGCUAUUAUGGUCUCCUAUCGUUGAUUCAACAUUUCAUCCUUCAAUUGGUCGUCGAAAAUCAUGGAUAAUUCCUAUGCAACUCAUAAUCGGCUCCUUGAUGCUCUACAUAGCAUCAAACGUCGGGAGAUUGAUGGAAAAUCCUGCGGAUAAUAUCCAUGAACUCACUUUUGUAUUCACGUCGCUGGUACUCUUUUCUGCAACGCAAGAUAUCGCUGUGGAUGGAUGGGCUUUGACGCUUCUCUCUCAGGACAAUCUUUCCUACGCGUCUACAUGCCAGACAAUCGGGUUGAAUACAGGCUUCUUCGCCUCUUUCACCGUCUUCCUAGCGCUAAACAGCGAGGCAUUCGCUGAGAAAUGGGGCAUUCCACGCCUCGAGUUAAGCACAUAUCUCCGUUUUUGCAGCCUCUUGUGUUUUGGAGUAACUUUUUGGCUAACCUUCUUCGAAACAGAGGGCAGUGAAUCAUUGGACGGAUCAGAAAUGACUGUUACAUCCGUUUACAAAACCAUAUGGAAUAUUUGCAAACUCAAGCACGUCCAGGCGCUCAUUGUUAUGCACUUCUUCGCAAAAAUCGGGUUUCAAGCUAAUGAGGCAGUCACUAGUUUGAAAAUGAUUGAGAAGGGUUUGGGUCGCGAAGACCUCGCUAUUGUUGUCCUCAUAGAUUUUCCUUUUCAAAUCUUGGGAGGCUAUUUUGCGGCGAAAUGGUCUAGUGGCGACAGGCCACUUCGUCCAUGGUUAUGGGCAUUUUGGCCCCGAUUGGCAUUUGCCUUUUUGUCGACGCUCAUCGUCUACUGGUUCCCAACACCCCCUCUUUCAUAUGGAUUUUUCGUCUUCCUUAUCAUCCACACAGUGUUACAAGGACUUGCAUCGACGAUUCAGUUCGUUGGUAUCUCAGCAUUCCAUACCAGAAUAUCUGAUCCUCUCAUUGGAGGGACUUACAUGACGCUCCUUAAUACGUUUACUAAUCUAGGAGGAACGUGGCCGAAGUACUUUGUAUUGAAAGGCGUCGAUUACUUUAGUGAGGCGUACUGCGAAGUGAAGGAGGCGCACAGUGAGCUGCUUGUUAAAGCUGCCGAAUGCGUCUCUGACCGCGGUAAGGAGGUCUGCUCAGAGAUCGAUGGACAAUGCAUCACAGAGCGCGAUGGUUAUUACUACGUUUCAGCGAUAUGCAUGUCGUUUGGCGUGCUGUUCCUAUUUUUUUAUAUCAUUCCCACUGCACGCAAACUCCAAGCCCUUCCCGUGUACAGAUGGCGGAUCAAUCCAGAGUGAGCACGGGUGCAAGAUUAGGCUGGGGUUUGGGCUAUCGUUCGUUACUUAUUUUAAUAUUACUGGGUGGUAGAUAGCUCUUGUUCGUUUCACACGUUGAUCAAAGUACCAUUGAUGUAACCAGUACACUCAUUGUUUGAGGUGGCUCUCGCCUGCCCUAAAUUCAGAUCGCGUCCUAUGAUAUC